GAGACUAGCUAUGUAGCGAGGGGGCGGGGGCGCGCAAGUGCUGCGCUGUGCCGGGCUGCGCGCAGUGCAGCGCAGGCGGGGUGGGGAAGGGAACAGGAGCAGAGUCGGGAGUGGAGGAGAUCGGGAGGCCGGAGCUGAGAGGGCAACAGCGGAGAUGGCGGAGCAUCCGCAGCAGCUGUGGAGCCAGCCCAGAGGGAGGCAGGGCACACCGGAGCCCCUAGCGGGCAGCAGCCGGGCCAGGCCGGCGGGACUGGCUUCGGCGGGAAGCUGAGCCUGAGGGCCCAGGUGGCUCCGGGAUUAUGCUGAGCCCCGCCCAUGGAGACCCACGUGGACCUUCCCGUGCUGGAGACAAAUGAUGGACCGGGGGCAGGGGCUACAGUGGACAGCCCCGAGGAUGCUGGCUGGGCUGGGGGACCGUUCCCUGGGGGCUUCCGGGCUUCACUGGCGGGUGUGCUGCUUCUGGAGCUGGCGCUGGGUUUGGGCUGCAACGCUGCUGCCCUGCUGCUGCACCGAGCCCGAGCCGGCCCCCGGGCCUCGGCCAGCGCUCGCCUCACCCUCAGCCUUCACGUGCUGGACACGCUCAUCUGCGCACUUUGUGUCCCGCUCAGCGUAGCCGUACUCCUGCUGCCCACGACGUCGCCUCGCGUUCCGGCCUCUGCGCGCCCCGCAAGUCUGCUCUGUCGGUUCCAUGAGGCCGGAGUCACCUUCAGCGGAGUGGCCACGGCCGCUGGCGUCCUCGCUGUGAGCCUGGACCGCUACGACAUGUCCGCGCGGCCCGCGCGCCGCCGUCUCACGCCAGCGCGCGCGCUGUUGCUCCUGGCAGUCGCUUGGCUCCUCUCCCUGGCAGCCUUCUUCUUGCCCUUUGUGGAGGCUGGGCUCGCCCCGGGGGUGUGGGAUGAGGCCUCGGGUGCUGACAACCGCACAGGCGUGUCCUGUGUAGGUACUGGCGGAGGUUGGGGCGUGACGGGCCGAGGGGCGCCUGCUGGCAGGGGCCACCUGCUGGUGCAGAUCCCCGCCUUCGUGGCUGCUCUCGUGGGGCUGCUGGUGACCUACGCGCGUGUCCUCCAUGCGCUGAGCGCGGGCCUCGGUGCACGAGCUAGUCGGAGGAGGAGAAGGGGGAAGCGGCGAGGGCACGGCUGUGGCUCUGGCGCCGGGGCUGGAGAGGCCCGAGGACUGAGUCCGAUGCCGCCACCGGCCGCGCCUGCCCCGGGUCCCGCGCCCCCACCGCCAGCACUACAAACUUCAGUGUCUGUGAUCCUAGCGCUGCGCAGAGCGGUGCGCAGGCACCGCGACCGGCGGGCUCGGAGGCGGCGGGUUUUGCGCCGGUCGCUGCUCAUCGUCAGCUCCUUUGUGGGAUGCUGGGCUCCGCUGUCUGUGGGCAAUCUACUUCUUUUGUGCAUGGGCCCCAGCGAGCGGCUGGCCCGCCUAAGGCUCUGCUGCCUAGCGGCCGCCUACGGUACCACGGUGCUGCACCCGCUCCUCUACGCCUUUCCUCGACGCACGCUGAGCCGGGCGCUCCGAAAUCAAGCCCGGAGGCACGCUGUGUGCGCCUUGAGACCCGAACCUCCUGCCCCGGCUGCUGCUAUUGUGCGGAAUUCCUGGCUAGGAAUGCGCAAAGGCCAGGGAGAGGCGGAGGAAGCUGGGGACCGUGCUUUGGGCUUGGGAGAACAACCGCCAGACUGAGGACUCAAGCUGUUGCCCCUGCCCUGCCAGCACCCAUGGAAUGAGGGUAACCCUGAUUUCCUUGGUAUCCGUGGUUCAUGGAUGCCCAUGAACUGACAGCCUCAUCCAGGUGCAUCUUCCCAGCGAGUGCCCAGGAAUCAUCUGCCUUCUGUGACCCGAAGGUAGCCACAGACUGAGGGCCUCAGCUCCAAGUCUCUGCCCUGGAGCUGAAGGUCUCAUUCAUCCACCAUGUCCUGCAGAUGACCAUACACUGGAGACUUUCUUUGCUCUCCUGUCCUGUGUGGCCUAGAGGUCCAGGACUUGUCACCAGCACCUACCACCCCUGGGCCCCUGGAGCCUGCAGGGGGAUUGGAGGAGAGCCUCCCUCUAAGCUCAAAUUCCUGCUGGCACAAUCCCACUACCCAUCACCAAAGAAAGCACAGUCUUCUCCAUUGUUUCACAAAGUCCCUAGCUACCACAGAGUGCUCUGCUCCUGGGGAAGAUGGGGUGCCCCUGUUGUACCAUUAAGGCAAUAAUGGGGCUAGGGAGAAGAAAACCCCACAAGAGACCCACUGCCCUGACAGGGCUCAUUACAGCAAUAACUCCAGAUGGAGGUCCUCAAUUACCCCAUUCCUGCCCCCCAAAGUUUCACCAGCCCAAGAGUCUCAACCUCCCUGUGCAAUACCAGGUUUAGCAAGGGGGUGGGAUUCUGUUUGGUCUUCCUGUUAGUUUGUGGCUUGCUAGAGGGGGCUAGGCAGGUAUCUGUCUUCCCUCUAUCAGCAAGCACCCUCCUAAGAGGGAAAGGCUCAUAGUAAUUGUUUCUUAGAGGGAAGGGGGGGGGGGGAGGGAGCAGACCAGAGUUUCUUUGGGCUUUGGCCAAACUGCCAGAAUUUAAGGACUGUCUCUCAGUGCAAAUCACGCAGGAUGCAAUGUUACUAGAGGUGUCCAGAGCCCUUGGCAGCUGUUUCCCCAAUGUGGGCAAAAAAAAAAAAAGGAACUGCCCAGAUGUCCUAGGGGAAGUCCUACCCCAACAUGUAGUGUUUACUUUUAAUACUGUCCAGUCUGGUGUGACUUUUCUGGUAGUGUUCUGUUCCCCUCUAGUUUGAGGUGAUCCCAGGUCUUUGUGCAGACUAUUUGCAAAGGAUCUGCUCCCUCCCUUUUAGCUAAAUAAACUUGUUUGCCAUUCUGUCCUCAAAA
Monodelphis domestica (gray short-tailed opossum) is the source of this 2859-nucleotide messenger RNA. RefSeq names its product G protein-coupled receptor 22-like. Gene Ontology annotation, molecular function: peptide binding; G protein-coupled receptor activity. Gene Ontology annotation, biological process: cellular response to hormone stimulus; G protein-coupled receptor signaling pathway. NCBI's taxonomy places the organism in Eukaryota, Metazoa, Chordata, Mammalia, Didelphimorphia, Didelphidae. The record is from RefSeq and is a predicted model, not a curated record. Gene Ontology annotation, cellular component: plasma membrane.